AUGGCUCCUCGCGUUGUCCUCGCCCUCUUGGCUACAGCAGCAGGCGCGAUGAAGUGCCCUGGUUCCAAAAGUUGGAUCCACGCUUGGGCGGAGGUGGAAGCCGUGGCAAGUGCCAGCUGCGCUGAUGUGAUGGAGGAGAUGAAGGCACGUGUGGAGGGCUCUUGGGUCGACCCGCACAACAAAGGCACCUACAGCCUCCUCUCCGAGAGCUCGGACGAGUUGGACUUUCAACGCAUCACGGGCAACAAGAAGUACACGGACAAGAUCACCUUCACCUUCUCCGAUUUCAAUGCGCAGGGUGCGAAGCCAAGCUGCGGCAUCCACGCUUGCUCGGAGUCGCAAGUCUUCUCCAUCGGAGACUUCUCGACCAACUACUGCAACAUCAGGAACCUCUACUGUGGGUCGGAGGAGAAUUGCGUGUAUGUCAAGCAUGACUUUGAGACCAGUGAGCAGACAGUGAAGCACAACAUUGGUGCCGGUGAAGACAAGACGGCUUGCAUCGUGCCGGCAGCCUUUGUCGUGUGA
This is a messenger RNA of Symbiodinium sp. CCMP2592, 525 nucleotides long. Lineage: Eukaryota; Dinophyceae; Suessiales; Symbiodiniaceae. The record is from the annotation of a GenBank genome assembly.